CGAGCCGGGGCCGGGCCGGAGCCUCGGGCCCGGGGCCCCGGGUGGCGUUAAUGUUCGGGGCCGCCGGGCGCCAGACGAUCGGAGCUCGGGCCGCGGGGAACAGCUGGCAUUUCAGUCGAACAAUGGAGGAACUGGUUCAUGAUCUCGUCUCAGCACUGGAGGAAAGUUCAGAACAAGCCAGAGGGGGAUUUGCAGACACCGGAGACCAUUCUCGCAGUGUUUCCUGUCUUUUGAAACGCCAGGCGAGGAAACGGAGAGGGAGAAAGAGACGAUCUUAUAACACCCAUCACCCCUGGGAGACAGGCCACUGUUUAAGCGACGGUUCCGAUUCCAGCUUGGAAGAACCGAGCAAGGAUUAUCGAGAGAGCCACGGUAAUAAUAAAAAAGACCACAGUGACUCAGAUGACCAGAUGUUAGUGGCAAAGCGCAGGCCUUCGUCAAACCUGAAUAACGCUCGAGGCAAGAGACCCUUGUGGCACGAGUCCGAGCUCGCUGUGGACAACUUAGGGAACAGAACUCUACGAAGGAGGAGAAAAGUAAAACGCAUGGCGAUAGAUCUGCCGUCGGAGGCCUCUAACACGCUGACGCUGAGUCAGCAACAUGACAACGGCAGAGAUCAGGAAAUGGACAAUGACAGUAAAUCGUACCAACAUCAAGAGUUUAUCAAGAGCAAAGUGAAGAAAAGGAAACUGGCCCCGGCGAAACCAGGAGUGGAGAUCCUGGAUGAGGGAGUCGUCAUAGAAAAUGAAGAAGUGACCCAGACCAGUAAGGACAAAAUGGAAUAUGAAGAGCAGAAAGGCUCAGAUGAGAACAUGAGCGAAAGCGAAUCCAGCAGCCUCAGCAGUACUGAUGCUGGUUUGUUUACCAAUGAUGAAGGAAGACAAGGUGAUGAUGAGCAGAGCGACUGGUUCUACGAAAAAGAAUCUGGCGGGGCCUGUGGCAUCACUGGAGUGGUCCCCUGGUGGGAGCAGGAAGAUCCCUCAGAACUGGAUAAAGAACUGCCAGAUCCGGUCUUUGAGAGUAUCUUAAGUGGCUCUUUUCCGCUAAUGACACACUCUGGCAGAAGAGGUUUCCAAGCUAGACUCAGUCACCUUCAAGGAAUGCCUUCAAAGGCCGGCAAAAAAGCUCCAGGAAACCCUUCUGCAAAGGCUGCAAACUGGACCAGUGAGAUUCCCCUAUAAACCAAAUCUUCUAUUGCUAUUAUAUUAGUUACCGUUUUGAACAUCUGGGGAAUGGCAUUCGAGGGAACCUGGUUCCUGUCCUCUUACCUGGAGGAAUAUCCCUGGAGUGAGAACCUGUCUGUUGGAAAGAUGGGGAUGUUUUUUGCUGGAGGACUGCUAUGCUUCCCUUUUAGUCAGAAAUUAUCCUGAUCGGGAAGGGAGUUUUGGAAGCCAAUGUAAAUCACUAUACAUACACACUCUCUCUCUCUCUGUCUCUCACGUUCACUCACACACACACGUACAUAUUUCCCACUUUACUUUGAAAAUAAAAGCGUUCCUGUCCUUUUAAUGGCCAAGCCCCCUCCAAGACCCGGGAUACUAAGAACACUCAGGCCAGACCCAGAUAUUUCCUAAUAUUUGUUACGAAUGGUUAGAACAAAUUGACAGUUUUAAGGGUAUAGAGAAAAUGUGAAGGCAGAGUAUAAAAAUGGGUAUGUUAAAAAAGCACCCCUGGAAGUUCCCUUGACAUUUAUGUUUCAUUGCUAGAACCAAAGUCAAAGUACAUAGCAGUGUAUUUUACAUGAGCUACGAAAUGCAUCAGCCCAGAAGACCAAGGUUCAUAUGUUACAGCCUAAGGGGAUGGAUGAUAUAUCUUUAGCUCAGACUUCACUAAGAGCCACUACGCCUUUUUGAAUAAUUUUAAUUACACUUUCAAGAAAGUUGAAGUUCUAGACUGAUGGGACGGUAAAACCACACUGGCCGAUCCAUGAAACGUAACUUAGGCAGCACCUGCUUGAGCUGUACUCAGCAAGCCAAAGCCAGCCCUUUCCGUCAGAGCUGAAUCAACUCCUUUUGAAGUGGGACGUGAGGAAGCGUUCGAAACGAACAAAAUGGAUGAACCCAACUACAGGCUAUUAGAAUCUAACUGAAAACUUUCUGUACGAUAGAGCCAUGUGGAAUUCUGUGCCUGAGAGCAGCUGCGUCUACUCUAUGUUAUUUCCUCUUCCGAAAUGCCAGGAAUAAGUCGAAUCUAAAAAGUUGGGUGCACUUACAGGAUUUGGGGGGCAGAAUAAAACUCUGCCUUCAGAAUUGUAAUAGGGAUGGGAAGGAAACUAGAUAGAGAAAUAUUCCAGUGUUCGAUUGUCUCAGCUGAGCUGCGAAUGACUCUCCCCUGGGAACGGCGUUGUCAGUCAGGGUUUUAUGUAGGGUGAUCCUUUCUAGCAAGUUUUCCCUCAGGGGUUACCUACAAAAAACCGUACAAUUUUUUUCUGACAGGAAAGUUCGAUUCUUGGCCGUACAGUCAGAGAGCUCCCACUGUACACAGGGCACUUUAUCGGUAGAGUCUUUGUAAUUUAAUGAAAGAAUAAUCCUUUCUACAUUGUGUGUGUAUGUGUGUAUAUAUAAGAGUCAUGUACAUUAGAAAAACUGUGUCUUGAAGCUUUCUUGGGCCCUGUUGAUUUGGUCUUUGACAUGUUUUUGAACUGUUGCCUAAAAUAUGGCUUGACUGAGAACCUGUGAAAAGUUACUGAUACCUUAUAACAUUUUGCAUUUCUAACUGUAAUGCUUUGAGUGUUGUUUUGUGUAAGAAAUCGACAAAAAGAAGAGAUUCUUUUUUAAAGUGCCAUUUCAGCGAGGGAAUGAAACGGAUUCUUGUAGCCUCCCUUAUAGAGGAUAAGACCUAUGGUAGCCCCCAAAUCCUCUGUUCCAUAAAUGGUACUGUGGUUAAAAUCGUAUUUAAAGCGGCUCAUUUGAGUAUUCCUGUUAGCGUGUCACUGGAAAUGUCUAAUGUGGAAAGUCACUCAGUAAGUGAAAAAUUGUAUUAAUUAGUUUGAUAGUGUAUAUUUGAUAUUGUAUAUUUUUUGCCAUUGUUUAUACCGGUGUGUCAAAUGAACCAUAGUACUGUAAAGCUGAACUUAUUUAACAUUCUUAAGUGCCAAUAGUCAAUGCGAUCUCAUUUUUAUAUGUAUAUUUUUAUAUCAUUGUAUAGAAACAUUGUUAACAUUCAUCACUUAAAGGGCCAACUUCAGUUAAAAAUGGAAAAGAAAUUCAAGGUUGAAACUGCAUUUUAAUUUCAAGCUGAAAACGUUCCGUAAAUACAGCGUUCAAAAAUAUGUAAUUAUUUUCUCUUCUCAAGAGUUUGUAGAAGCAGUGUAAAUCAGUAACUAAAACGUAAAGUCGCCCCAUACGGCCUUGAAUUUCUUUGUAUUUACUCAAGUUGGACUUUUCAUGAGAAAUUUUAGUGUUUUUGAUAUUUCUAGAUACAGUAAUGUAUUGUUUGGAAACUGCACGCUGAUUUGUAUAGUAUUCUAUGUGCUGUAGCCUGGAAAUUCAGAUGAUUUCUCUUGAAUUAUAUAGAAAAAAAAACUUGUGUAAUUUUUUUUCAGAACUUUUAAUGAGACACCGUAGACCUUGGCCCAUGAACUUUACUUUAGCAAUUAUGAAUCUGAUGAAUGCUAUCUAGUUCUUCGUUUCAGUUCCACCUAUUUUUAUUUUUGGUUCACUGCUUGCUUGAGCAUAGCUGGGAUUUGUAGCCCAUUUUCUAGGCUUAUUUCAAUCUCACUCUGGUAUUUUAUAGGAGCUAUUAACAACUGAUAGGUUAGCUUCAUGGCAUUGAUGAUACAUGGCUUAACCAGACUAAAAGCUGCCUUUCCCCUCUAAAUUGUAAAAAGGUGAUUAAUUCUGACCUGAUGGAGAUAAACUGCGUAAGUGCGUAUACAGUGAGACUCGUGUUUUAGGAUACAAUUGUUUCUUUCUCCGGGUUUUGAUUUAAAAUUUUACUUAAGAUGAGGCCUCCUUCGCUUCUCUCUUUGUACCCUCUCCUGCUCAGUCUGAAAAUGUCCCUUUCUAGUUGUUAAUUUCUCUAAUGGUCUUUUGUAGUAAAGUGGCUAGCCUGUGCAAGGAAGGCAAUCAUUCAGAUUUUUAUAAUAUUAAUUUCUCCAUACGGUCCCUUGAAUUAUCUUCUGCUCAGAUUUUGGGUAUGUGUAUCAAUAACUAAUUAAAGAGAACAUGUUUUAAAGCAAAUGUACAUAAUGAUGUUUUGUAAACGGAACUUCUGACAUCUUAAAAUAAGGAUCAGAGAGAAGUUAGAAUGUUUUUAGAAAUGAAAAUGAAUGUGCUCCGCUCAGUUCAUUGAACUGAGUAUACUGGUGACAUAGUUACAUCCAUUUUAUUGUACCAAGUUUGAUGGUUAAACUAGAAAAAUGAUCCAGGUUCUGUAAAAAAAGGGAGCAGGGAAGUCAAAUCUGCACUUGGAUGUUGACGUAAAAUAAAAAUACAGCAUUUAAAAACUGUUUUAGUCGGGGAGAAGAAAUUGUAACGGUGGGCGUGUUAAACAACCUUUGAACUGGAGUAGAGGUUGGUUGUGUCAGGGUCCGAAGUAUUUGACUUAUUUUGACUUAUAAAUCAGUCUGCCUAA
Molecule: messenger RNA, 4575 nt
Organism: Ornithorhynchus anatinus (platypus)
Lineage: Eukaryota; Metazoa; Chordata; Mammalia; Monotremata; Ornithorhynchidae
Gene: GPATCH2
Product: G-patch domain containing 2
Exons: 6
Coding region: 51-1181 (376 amino acids)
Molecular function (GO): nucleic acid binding
Source: RefSeq, a predicted model, not a curated record